Messenger RNA from Durio zibethinus, 2008 nucleotides. NCBI's taxonomy places the organism in Eukaryota, Viridiplantae, Streptophyta, Magnoliopsida, Malvales, Malvaceae. The record is from RefSeq and is a predicted model, not a curated record.
AGAUUUUUUGGGUUACUUUCUUUUAUUCAUUGCAAGAUUCUUUUGUGACAUAAUCUUUAUGUUUGAAUGGAUUGUAUACCAAAAAAGCUUCUCAAUUCUCGAUUGGGUUUCAGCAUUUUUGUAUUGAAUUUGAGCAGAACUUGAAUGUCACAAAGACUGCUCUUUUUAACAACAAAAUUUUGACCUUUUUCAACUUGUCCUUUACUAAUUUCCUUGAAGAAAAUGCAGCAAAGAGAAUUUCAGCUCUUCUUUUGCUUCUAUCUCUGUUUUCUUCUUAGAUUAAUGGGAUUUUGAUUUCUUGACUAAAUUUCUAAUGCUUACCUUAUAUGGAUAAAUGGGUUUCCUUUGCUAUAAGCAUUUUUUUAGUUUUUGUUCUAUAGUUGGGAUUCCUUAUCUUUCCUUGUAUAGUUAAAUUCUCUCAGCAAACAAACAUAAAUUUUCUUUCUUGGUUGGCUAUUGAUAUGCAAUUCAGCUGUAAAAAAGCUUCUUCUUUUUUGUUUUUCACAGGUGAUAUCAGCAUGACUUAACAGGCAGAAGCUUAAUGGUGAGAUAGCAUCGCCUUCUUUUAUUUAUUUAUUUCUGGGUUUCAUUUAUUGAGAUCGAUCCAAUUCCCGUGAAUCAGUCAUUGGUUUCUCCAAAGCCAAAUCCAUAUUCAACUCUUCCUCAAUAUUCGUGGUCAUAAACUAAAGCUCCGAAUCUUCUAUUAGAAAAACGCAAAUAAAUGUGAAGACAACUGGGGCUGAUGAGUUAUUGAUUAGAAAAGUCAACUGCUUUUCUGGGGAUCUGGGCAAUUGGAUUGAAGGUUCUUGAUAAUUUAACUUUGGGGAGGAAAAAUGUUGGAGCAUGAGCUGUGUGCUACUCGGGUUCUUUCGCCGUUCAGGGAGGAAAGCGGCGAUGAAGAGCUUUCAGUUCUUCCAAGACACACAAAAGUUAUUGUCACAGGAAAUAAUAGAACAAAGUCUGUAUUGGUUGGUUUGCAGGGCGUGGUCAAGAAGGCUGUGGGCCUCGGUGGUUGGCAUUGGCUGGUUUUGAAGAAUGGGAUUGAAGUUAAGCUGCAAAGGAAUGCAUUGAGUGUGCUGGAACAUCCUACAGCGAAUGAAUUAGAUGAUGAUCAUGAUUUUGAUAACUCAAGCAGUGGCUCAGAAAUUGGCGAGAAGGACCAUGAUUUCUCCACUAGCAUUGAGUUCCACAGGCCUGCUAAACCAAGAGUUCGACAUACAAAACCAUGGGUUCCAACUGCAUCCAUGAAAUCAACAAAUCGCAAUGGUUACAGAGAUGUCCGAUCCAUUAUUCAUGCACCUCCAUCGGUAAAUCUGGCAAGACUUGACGCCGACUCCUUGCUAAGAUAUUGCAGGCACUUCAAACUCGGAGGCAACAAUGCUUAUUCAACAAGAGAUCAAAUGCUUAAUGCCGUGCAGCAGCAUUUUGUGUCACAGCCACCACUGAAUGAAUUACAAGUGAUCUCGGAAUUCAUCACCGCUGCUAAGAGACUGAAACCUGAUGAGAAACUGAGUGAGCAACUAUGAAUGUUUUUAACAUUGUAUAUUACAUACAUAUAACCUUAGAUUAGAUCUAAUUAAAAGACUAAUUGGGAAGAGUUGUCAAUUGACCAACCGGAUUUCUUCCCCGGAUUCUAACCUUGUGAUGUAGGGCUUCUGCCCUUUGUUAUUUUCUGGUAUAUCUACUAUUCCAAUAGUGUAUUAUUCCCAGCCCUUCUAUAUGUUCUGAAUUUCUACUCUGGGUUUCUUUGAUAAUGGUGGCAUGAUUGUAAAUUUGGGAUGAAACAGAUUAUAGUUUGAGAUCUUUCAAAAAUCAAAACAUUGGUGGCAUGGAAAUAAACCGGGCCCCAAUUAUAUGAUGUUGCUGGCACAGAGACCAGGCUGGCAUUUGGUGUCUCGGGAUCUGUGCAACAGUCGGUGAUGGGGACAUAUAUUCCCGGGCUGCCUCAGGUUCCGAAUCAAAGACUCUUGCUUCUUAAAUAUCUGCUGUUCCAUUAAUGUUACAAAUU